Molecule: messenger RNA, 3270 nt
Organism: Xenia sp. Carnegie-2017
Lineage: Eukaryota; Metazoa; Cnidaria; Anthozoa; Malacalcyonacea; Xeniidae
Product: insulin-like growth factor 1 receptor
Exons: 19
Coding region: 445-2907 (820 amino acids)
Biological process (GO): cell surface receptor protein tyrosine kinase signaling pathway; protein phosphorylation; multicellular organism development
Cellular component (GO): signaling receptor complex
Molecular function (GO): transmembrane receptor protein tyrosine kinase activity; ATP binding; protein binding
Source: RefSeq, a predicted model, not a curated record
AGCUAAUGCGCCCUUUGAUUCUUAAAAUAUUUUGAAUUAAAAUUAUAAGCAAAACAAUUCAUUUGAAUUGUGAUUUCCUGCCGACUGUAGCUACGUGUAAAUAAAUAUUUGUUCACAAAAAAAAGAUUCAAAUUAGGGAAGAGUGAUUGCCAAUAUUGUAUAUGUACUUAAAAUGUAUAUUGUGAUUAAAAACCUUGUCCGAUUCUUUCCACUCUUGAAUUUUACCUUGAAUAACCACUAGAUUAUAAGUUUAAUUUGAUAACACAGAAAUUCCUUACUCUUUGUUCACUAGAAUCACUACUGACAACUGACUGGUUUGUUUUGGUUCUCUCUUUGACGUCCUCAUCUUCCGUGUUCUAAAUUAACUUAUGCGUUCAAGAAUCAACUAAGAAUGAUCAUACCUCUUUAAGACACUGAAAUAUUUCAUCAAAAGGUGAAGACAGGAUGUCCUCGAUUAUCCUUGGAUUUUUGCUAAUCUUCUCGACAACUUCUCAAAGCAACUCAUUAUCAGAUGAAGACUCGUAUAUUUUACAAGAAGGAGAUCAGACUAAAAUUGAUAGAUGUUCAUCAACCGUGAGAUGGCUGGUUUUUGGUCAUGUUCUUCAACAAUACAAUACUACAAACGAACGUUUGAAGAAUUUCAAUGUUUUAGAAAAUUCAACUUUAAUCGUUACAAACAAUAGAAAUAAUUCACUUCAAGGACCUGUUAAUGUAACAUGUAUCUCUAGUGGAAAUGGAACGAACAGAACAUUUGAAAUCAUCUUCAAUAAAGCUCCAAAGAUUCUUCCUGUCAAGAGAACGACUAUUAAUGUCGUAGAAAAAAUGGUUACAGCAGUUUGGUUACCAUGUGUUACCACAGGUUUCCCUAAACCAAACAUUACUUGGUUGUAUAGUGAUGAAAGAAUUACUCAGUCAGAUAAAAAAAUAGUGAAUACUCAAUUUCAGUUUUUUGAUGGAAGUUCUGUGUCAUAUGAAGUUUUUGAAAAUGGAUCGCUACACAUUCUUAAUCCUUACAAUAAAUUAGCUGUUCCUCAUGAAAGUUUUACUUGUGAAGCGUCGUCUCCUCUUGGAACAGUAAAUUUAACUUACGACUUCAAUAUUGGAAUGAUGAGGAACAUUACGUUUGCAGUAACGUUAAAGAACUCAAGUCAAGUGAAUUUGCUUUCUUCAUUAAUUCAUCAGAUAUCAGACCUCGGGAAUAAUAAUUUCAUUAUCUUAUCAGCAAACAUAGUCUCCAUGAAUUUAAGCUCUUAUACUGUGACGUUCGCUCUUGCUUGGUUGGAUGAAAGUCCUAGAAGUACUCCUCCUGAUGAAAAUGCAGUCAAUGCAGCCAUUGCAGCCGUUGCAGCCGUUGCAAGAAUUGUUCAUACAACUUUAUCAAAUCUAAACAUUGAUUUAGUCAACUUCAUCAUGAACGCUAAGCCUGGGCCGGUGACUGACCUUACAGUCACAGAUGUCUCUGAGAAAACUAUAUCACUGAAUUGGAAGCAUCCGCAAUUUUUCAAUAUCGAUAGUUACAGCGUUUUUGUUCUUGUCAACGGCAUGGCGUCUCGAAGAAAUUCGGUGCUUUAUCCUCACAACAGCUCAACCCUCACUAAUCUUGAGCCUGGUACAAAGUAUCGGAUACAAGUUAGGCCCAGUAAUAGUCAUGGUGAUGGAACAUUUUCCGAAGUAGUCCAGGCCGAAACAGACGAUGAAGGACUUUCUGCCGUUUGGAUUGCUGUCAUUGUUGUGCUUGUCCUCCUCAUAAUAAUUGCUGUUAUUCUUGGUGUGUUUUACUAUCGUAGAAAACCUGAAGUUAUUGAUGUGAUAGAGCUUAACGAUGAGAAUCCUUACUUUUUUUCCUUACCUGGUAUUCAAAUGCAAAACAUCUACGAACAAAACAACAUGACGAAUAUCUCAUUUGUAAACGAUGAUCUUGAGCAGAAAGAAUUAGUGAAUUUCUCUUGGUGUGAGAUCGAUCGCGACACACUUACAAUGCAAGCAGAUUUAGGUAAAGGAGAGUUUGGUGUUGUUAAGAAAGCAAUUUGGUUAAAUGAAGGUACACAAACUCCUGUUCCUGUUGCCGUUAAAACAAUCAAAGAAAAUUCCACCGAAGAAGAGAGAAAGGAAUUUUUAAAAGAAUUAAAACUUAUGUCAGAUGUCGCUGAUCAUCCAAACGUGGUCAAAAUGCUUGGAGCGUGUUCAAAAGGAGGUCCGUUGUGGAUAGUCGUUGAAUUAUGUGAAAAUGGGAAUCUCUUAAGUUUCUUGAAAUCCCAUCGUGUGGAAAUGUCUGAAAGAAGAGGAGAUUUUAAGACUUCUCUGGAAACAUUUAUGCGUGUCAGGAUUGCUUGUGAUAUUUCAAAAGGAAUGCGGUAUUUGGAACAAAAAAAGAUUGUUCAUCGCGAUUUGGCUGCAAGGAAUAUCCUGUUGGGGAAAAACAAAAUAGCGAAAAUUGCCGAUUUUGGUUUAUCGAGAGAUAUUUAUGAAUCAGGAGCGUAUUUAAAGAAAACUGGGGGUAAACUUCCUGUAAAAUGGAUGGCUAUUGAAUCAAUAAAAGAUGCUGUUUAUGACUCAAAAAGUGACGUUUGGUCUUUUGGUGUAACGUUUUGGGAGAUAGAAGCCGCCGGGGCUUCACCAUACCCAGGAAUAGGUGGUAGAGAUGUUAUGUUUUAUCUACUGAAUGGCAAUAGAAUGGCUAAACCUUCUGAAACUCCUACUGAAAUUUAUAAACUGAUGCUGAAGUGUUGGGAAGCGAAUCCUAAAGAACGACCAAACUUUGAAGAAAUUGAGUUGUAUCUUCAACAAUAUCUGGAGCAAAAUGCGGAUUAUCUACCAGUGGUUAAUAUUAAUGGUGAAUGUGAUCCUAACGCAUACGCUAACUACAUGAUGGAAGUAGAAGAUGAAGAGAACGAAGCUCAAGCAUAAGGUCUGUUAUAUAAAUUACAAACAUAUAAUACUAUCACUGAUAUUGUUUUAGAAGAACGAGAAGUAUUACAUUUAUUGUGAUAACAUUGUAGCUGUGUAUGCAUUUUAGAAUAAUUUUUAUAACUUUUUUUUGUCAUGAUUGAUUUAAAGUUCUACAAUCCUUGUAAUCAUGGUGUUCAAAGAUCGUCAAUCGCCUAAAACAAUUUACCAUUACGCCCUGCGUAAUAUCAAUGUACAUCGUUACAACCACUAAUUUUUUUCUAUUCAAGCAGUAAUUUUUUUAAGAUAAAUAUACUUAUUCUUUACUUGUGGACAAAAACAAUGACAAAAGUAAAAAAAAUAACACUAUAACAGUGCAAAUAA